Molecule: messenger RNA, 2583 nt
Organism: Priapulus caudatus
Lineage: Eukaryota; Metazoa; Priapulida; Priapulimorpha; Priapulimorphida; Priapulidae
Product: baculoviral IAP repeat-containing protein 6-like
Exons: 10
Biological process (GO): negative regulation of apoptotic process
Cellular component (GO): nucleus
Molecular function (GO): ubiquitin conjugating enzyme activity; cysteine-type endopeptidase inhibitor activity
Source: RefSeq, a predicted model, not a curated record
CUCGCGCUACUCAGCUCUCAGUGCGCCACCUACACUCUGUACAUCGCUCGUUACUGUUCGCUUGUUUCAGCUCGCGCUACUCAGCUCUCAGUGCGCCACCUACACGCUCUCGCGCUACUCAGCUCUCAGUGCGCCACCUACACGCUGUACAUCGCUCGUUACUGUUCGCUUGUUUCAGCUCGCGCUACUCAGCUCUCAGUGCGCCACCUACACGCUGUCGUCUGCGAGCGCGAGAGAGGUGUCGUCCUCGUCGAUGUCUAGCGAUGACAAAUCGCAGCAGUACUGGGCGAAGGGGACGGGUUUCGGCACCGGCUCCACCGUGUCUGGCUGGGACGUCGAACAGUCGCUGUCCAGACAGAAGUGUGAGGAGGAGCAUGUCACAGAGCUGCUGCUGGUCAUCGCUAGCUACAUCAACCCGACGGGAUGCGGCGCGGACCACCAGCAGCAGCAGCCGGCGAGCGAGGGCAACGAUCGUCGCCAUGACGACGACGACGACGACGAUGGUGAUGAUGACCUGUGGUCGUACAGGGAUGGUCAGCUUCCUCCGUCGCUGCCGCAGCUGCUAGAGGAGUCGUGUCUCAUACCUGCCGUCUCAUCUUAUCUCAGGAACGAUUCAGUGCUGGAUAUUGCCAGGCACGUGCCUCUCUACCACGCCGUGUUGACGGUGGUGAAGAGUCUGGCUGUGUGUCCUCCCCUCGUGCAUCUGCUGCUACCGCUGACGUCGCUAGGAGAGAAGGAAGCCGAGGCCUCCUCCUCCAUCACCAGUCUCAUGAGCAAGAUGAAGUCGUGUGUGGACACCUACGUCAGUCGACUCAAGCUGAACAAGUGUAAGGGCAAGGCACUGAGUAAGGACCAGCAAGAGGAGAGCGAGGGUCUCGCCAAACUCAUCCCGGACAUCGAGGAGACGAGUCGGCUCGUAGAGGGCGCCACGCGCGCGCUGAAGCGCUCGCGAGAGGGCGCCGGCGGCAGCUCGGACGCCGGCAGUGAGAGGGCGCCGGUGAGCCCCGGUCUGGCGGACAACAAUAGCGACGACGGCUACUGCAGAAUCAUGCGAGAGAUACAGUUCGACACGUGUCAGAUCGUGAUGGAGGAGGAGGGAGGAGGAGGAGGGGGAGGAGCGGUAAAGUUCGUCGUGCCGCACCACUACGAGUCGUACAUGAAGACGGCGGGGGAGGUCGCGAACCCCGCGCGCGCGCGCCGCCUCGCGCAGGAAGCCGUCACCCUCUCCACGUCGCUGCCUCUCUCCGCAAGCAGCAGCGUGUUCGUACGCUGCGAUGAGGAGAGGCUGGACCUCAUGAAGGUGUGUCUGAGCAUCCUCAACACGUGGCACGGCCGGCCGGAGGAGAAGUGGAACCAGCAGACGUCCAGCUUCCUUCAGGUUCUUGUCUCGGUGCAGAGCCUCAUCCUCGUCUCCGAACCCUACUUCAACGAGCCGGGCUACGAGCGGUCGCGUGGCACGCCCGCGGGGAUGCAGAGCGCGCGAGAGUACGACUCCAAUAUACAGCAGGCCACCGCCAAGUGGGCCAUGCUGGAGACACUACGCAACCCUUCACCAUGCUUCCGCGAGGUCAUACACAAGCAUUUCUGGUUGAAGAGGUCAGAGAUUGUGCAUCAGAUAGAAACGUGGAUCUCAGACAUGGAAGCGUUCAUCAAUGACAAGCGGUCGGGGCGAGCCGUGCAGCACAACGUGCAGUCACUCAAGAGGCACUUUGCACAGCUUCAAGAAGAACUCAAUAAGAUGAAGCCACCAGAGGGCCUGGAGCACGUCGGCACGGCAACGUCGACGACCACCGCAGGGGGUGCCACGGGAGGUUGCUCUGUCGAAAGCUCCGGCGAACACGAACAUGCGAGUCGAGUGGAGACACCAGACUCCUCUGACCCGCUGCACACGGGGAAGCCAAGCGAUGGAGCGGAGGAGGAGGAGGAGGAGGAGGAGGCGGCGAUGCAGCAGCAGCCGGGAAUCUUCGUGCUAGACGUGAUUAGCCUUGACGAGCCAGCGGCAGCAGCAGCAGCAGCAGCGGCGGCGGCGGCAGCAGUGGGGGACGGAGGCUACGGUGACGAUGAUGAUGAUGAAGCUCAGCAAGGAUUCCCUCCCAUCUGCUGAUGAUGAUGCUGCUGAUGCUGAUGAUGAUGAUGAUGCUGGUGGUGAUGAUGAUGAUGAUGCUGAUGAUUCAGAUGAUGACUAUGCUACUGCCCCCACAGUGCAAGCAGCAGCUUGUAAUGGCAUGUUGAGAUGAGUCCAGUGAUGGUGGUGUUGCUGUUGUUGCUGCUGCUGCUACUAAUGAUGCUGAUGGCGACGCUGCCACCACUGCCGCGCUAGUAAAGUACAAAGACAGGAAGCCUCACUAGUAAAGUAGUAAUGGACAGACACACGCCACCACACGGCACGCCGUCCGCUCAAGAAAAGCCGUUGGAGGGUUUCGAAGUCAAACGAUGCGUUGCCAUGGCGACGCUCGGAACGUCGGGCGGUGUGGAUGGAUGCAAGAGGGGGAGGGUCGGUGGUGAAAGGGGGAGGGUUGCCACUCUCUCUCUCUUUCUUUCUCCUCGUGAGGACACGCUUGUUUAUGUUACCCCCCCCCCAAC